Trifolium pratense (red clover) is the source of this 1875-nucleotide messenger RNA. RefSeq names its product E3 ubiquitin-protein ligase DIS1-like. Gene Ontology annotation, molecular function: zinc ion binding; protein binding; ubiquitin protein ligase activity. The record is from RefSeq and is a predicted model, not a curated record. NCBI's taxonomy places the organism in Eukaryota, Viridiplantae, Streptophyta, Magnoliopsida, Fabales, Fabaceae. The transcript has 5 exons. The coding region runs from base 443 to 1375 and encodes 310 amino acids. Gene Ontology annotation, cellular component: cytoplasm. Gene Ontology annotation, biological process: ubiquitin-dependent protein catabolic process; multicellular organism development.
CUCGAGAAAAAUCUCUCUCUAGUUUGAAUUCUCUUUUUCACUUGCAGACGCGCACUCGUGGUCUUCUCUACUCUCUUAUUUAUUGUUAACAAACAACAAAAUCACUAUUUAUUAAUCCAUCAUACACACACACUACAUUCAUCACCUUAACCUAACUCUUCCCUCUGUGUUUCAUUCUCUCUCAAAUGAAUUUCUGAUCAAACCAUCAUUGCAGAUUUGUCCAUUGACAGUUAAAAAUUACGACUUGUGAAAUGUGUUUCAAAACCAAAUUUUGAUAGCUGCUACCAGAAAGUAAGAAUCCUAAUUCUUCCGAAUAGGAAUGCGGCCAAAGGUUGAUGACAGAUUUGCCAUAGAAAUUAUAGAAGGACAGUUCAUGUUUUGAUUGUUGCGUAAAAAGUCGGUUUUUCUGAAAGAAAUAACUGGGAAUGUACAUGGGCUGGUGAUGGUCGGACAUACAAGUAUGGCUUGUAGUAAACCAUUCUUCGAUGAUAUGCGGAGCAGAUCUGGGGUUGACCCUCCUCAAACUGAAGAGUCAACAGAAAUUCCUGAACUCGUAAAUGAUCCUUUACAGACUGUUGUUAAACCUAAUGGGACUGUUACGAGCAGUGUUCGUGAGCUUUUAGAGUGUCCUGUGUGCUUGAAUGCUAUGUACCCUCCAAUUCACCAGUGCUCGAAUGGUCACACUUUAUGCUCUGAUUGUAAACCAAGAGUCCAUGACCGGUGCCCUACUUGUUGGCAUGAACUCGGGAAUAUUAGAUGUCUGGCAUUGGAGAAGGUGGCUGCAUCUUUAGAACUUCCUUGUAAAUAUCAAGGUUUCGGGUGCAUAGGCAUAUACCCAUAUUACAGCAAGCUAAAACACGAGUCUCAAUGUGUGUUUAGACCUUAUAACUGUCCAUAUGCUGGUUCAGAAUGUUCUGUUGUCGGUGAUAUACGUUACCUGGUGGCACACUUGAAAGAUGAUCAUAAAGUGGACAUGCAUAGUGGUUGCACUUUUAAUCAUCGCUAUGUCAAAUCAAAUCCACAAGAAGUUGAAAAUGCCACGUGGAUGCUAACGGUUUUUAGUUGCUUCGGACAGUAUUUUUGUCUGCAUUUUGAAGCAUUUCAAUUGGGAAUGGCUCCUGUCUACAUAGCAUUUUUACGGUUCAUGGGCGAUGAUAAUGAGGCAAAGAACUAUACCUACAGUCUUGAGGUAGGUGGAAAUGGGAGGAAGAUGACCUGGCAAGGCGUGCCUAGAAGCAUUAGGGAAAGCCACCGCAAGGUUCGUGACAGUUUUGACGGUCUCAUCAUUCAAAGAAACAUGGCUCUCUUCUUUUCUGGGGGUGACAGGAAGGAGUUGAAACUACGAGUUACCGGAAGGAUUUGGAAAGAACAAUGACUAUAGAAUUCCUUGCUAUUAUGUUAAACAGAAUAGGCUGUAGUGCACUGAUAACUUAGUAGUAUGAAUCUUUUGGUCAUGUGUUGCAUUUUGUAAUUUAGGAGGCAACAUCUCUUUGCUUACUUUACAUCAAAUGCAUGGUCAGGAAGGUGUAAUGUGACAUGAUUUUUUAUUUUAUUUUUAAUAUAGAUCUAAAACCUUAGUCCAUGUCUAAUUUUCUUCUGAAUCUAUAGUAAUUGUUUCACUCACACUUCAUGCUACCAGUUGGAAAUUGGGAUAGUAGUUAUCUUUGAUUUGUUUCUUUUGUUUUGCACAGGAAUAAGGUCCAAACUCCAAAUCGACUCACAUUAAAGUAGGAGUAAAUUACUUAACUUGACCCUUGAAAUUAUAGAAAAGAGGGUACAAAAUACUUAAUUAGGUUCAUCUCUUUGUUGGUAUUUGUAAAGAUUUUAAUGACAUAAAUGUUGGGGAUGCAUUUGAAAUAAAGUAUUAAGUUAAUA